AUGGCAGAGAUUGUGGGCCUAGCUUUAGCUAUCCCAGGAUUAGUCCAACCAAUAUUAAGCCUCAUCGGCGAGAUAUCGGCUCUGGUGGGCAAUAGCAAACGCUUUGCGUCUGAUGCGGGAGUCUUGCGAAUUCGGCUGAAGGAUGAGGAGCAAAGAAUGAAAGCAUGUAUUUCGUUCCUUUUUGGGCAAACGCCGGCCAUCGAUGGGGGCAUCUUUAAAACUCUUCCACCUACAACCCAGAGCCAUACACUUUCCAUGAUCAUACAGCUUUUUACCAGGCUGAAAGAGUAUACCAGUCUUGAAGCGAAGUACAACUUGACUACACUCGACUCUGCUACCGGUUUUGACUUGGAUACCUUCUUGCGAGGCACUUCUCUCGUCCCGGAAGACCCACAGGUGCAGGGUUUGCAGUCGAACAGCGGUUGGUUAAGAAAGCUCCAGUGGUCAACAUCCGGAAAGAGGCGUCUGGAAGGGCUGAUUGAGGACCUUGGGGGCUGGAACGAUAGAAUUAGGCGCGUUAUCGAAGAUGUCAUAUGGAUGAGUCUUUUGACGGCCUCCCAAGUACACAGUGUUGCCGAAAACCCUGAUACAAAGACACUCGGCUUGGGACCAAGUGCAAAGAUGAGGAAGUUGAUACUGAGUGGUGACGCUGCAACGGACUUAUUUAUUCCCUAUCACAAAGUCAAAAACCAAGUCACAGGGCCUGGAGGAGGCUCUGGAAGCCAGCGGAUGGCCGAGAUAGAUAACAGUCCAGUUCUUUUGGAGUACAAAGACUACGAGCCAGACAACAAUGGCAACAUUCCCGAUAUUACCAUUAGACAAGUUCGCCAAUUGACCACCCUUCUUUACAGCCAGGAGGAUGCAGGCUUCAGAGUCCUCCCGUGCAGAGGAUACAUCAAUGAUCGUGCAGGGUCAAGAUUGGGAUUUGUUUAUGAUGUACCAUCUGGAGCACUACCGAAACCAUUGACACUUGAGUCAGCACUCAACUUGAGCACUUCUAGAUCAAAGAAACCAUCAGUAACUACUCGUCUAAAGCUAGCAUACAACCUUGCAGAGUCUCUUUACCUGUUACAUACAGUUGGAUGGGUGCACAAAAACCUGAACAGUGAGAAUAUUGUCUUUUUUACGCCAGAAAACAGUUCUGCCGGUUCUUCCGGGAGCAUUUACGAAGCACCAUGGAUUGUAGGCUUCGAAUAUAGUCGUCAGGAGUCAGACUUUUCUAGUAACCGGAUGGAAGAUCGUAUAGAGAAAAAUAUAUAUCGCCACUGGGAACGCUGGGGAAAACCAACUGCUCGCUCUGCAAAGAUACACGACAUAUAUGCUCUAGGUGUGAUUUUUCUCGAGAUCGGACUCUGGGCAAGCGCAAAAACACUAUCGAGAGAUGGCUUCCAAUCCCACAGUUCUGAUCGUGAAUACGUCAGAGAUGCACUACGGAAGUCGGCCCAAGGUAAGUUAGGAUUCGCAAUGGGCGAAAGAUAUGAGAAUUUGGUUUUGUUGUGCUUGGAAGGCAGAGAAGAAAGGUUUGGGGUGCAGAACGACGACAAGUUGGAUACUCAGUUGCAGAAAGAGUUUCGAGAGAGGAUUAUCGAAGUAUUAAAGCUUGCAAGUGAAUGCGUCUAG
Messenger RNA from Morchella importuna, 1620 nucleotides. RefSeq lists its product as uncharacterized. The record is from RefSeq and is a predicted model, not a curated record. The coding region runs from base 1 to 1620 and encodes 539 amino acids. Gene Ontology annotation, molecular function: ATP binding; protein kinase activity. NCBI's taxonomy places the organism in Eukaryota, Fungi, Ascomycota, Pezizomycetes, Pezizales, Morchellaceae. The transcript is spliced from 3 exons. Gene Ontology annotation, biological process: protein phosphorylation.